Messenger RNA from Scomber japonicus (chub mackerel), 3190 nucleotides. It is a transcript of the gene slc25a44a, whose product is annotated as solute carrier family 25 member 44a. Lineage: Eukaryota; Metazoa; Chordata; Actinopteri; Scombriformes; Scombridae. The coding region runs from base 397 to 1350 and encodes 317 amino acids. Gene Ontology annotation, cellular component: mitochondrion. Gene Ontology annotation, molecular function: branched-chain amino acid transmembrane transporter activity. The transcript has 4 exons. Gene Ontology annotation, biological process: transmembrane transport; branched-chain amino acid catabolic process. The record is from RefSeq and is a predicted model, not a curated record.
UUUAAGCAAACAUUAAACAUCUGAGUUACAGCAGUAGCCUGGUACAUGCAAUCAUUUUAAAGCCACAAAUGUGUUUGUUUUUCCCAAGAAAAAUGCUUAUAAUGAUUAAAAAAAACAAUGCGCUACAGUUAAAAUCCGGCUCAUGACCUUUCACCUUUUCCCAGUGUUUGUUCGUAGCAGUAAUGGACGGAAGACAUGACCCUCCUUGUAGCAGAACAGGCCGCGUGAGUUCAACAAAGCAGCUCACUUUCGCAACAACAGUGACCGAGGUGAAGGCGGAAGGUGAACGCGAGCUACACAACUUCCCAACAGCUCUUGCAGGUGUGAUGGCAGUCGGAAGGUUGAUGACUGCAAACACGUGGCUUUAGGGGUGCAAGCGCUGCUCGGGCCGGCACCAUGCAGCAAAAGGGAGCAAUCCAAAUUAUCGAAUGGGAGGACCUGGACAAGAGGAAGUUCUACUCCCUGGGGGUGUUUAUGACCUUGACCACCAGGGCCACGGUGUACCCGGCCAGCGUCAUCCGUACUCGUCUCCAGGUGCAGAAGGGGAAGGCCCUCUACACCGGCACUUUAGAUGCUUUUUGCAAGAUCCUGCGAGCAGAGGGCGUGCAAGGACUCUACCGUGGCUUCAUGGUCAACACGUUCACGCUGAUCUCAGGACAGGCUUAUAUCACCACCUACGAACUAGUGCGCAAAUAUGUGUCCCAGUAUUCGCCCAGUAACACGGUGAAAUCAGUGGUGGCAGGAGGGUCAGCGUCCCUGGUGGCCCAGACCAUCACUGUGCCCAUAGAUGUGGUGUCCCAGCAUCUGAUGAUGCAAGGACAGGGGGAACACCUGACUCGCUUCAAGACCAAACCCAAAAUGGUGCUUGCAGCGUCUAAACGCAGACUGACUUUUGGGCAAACCCGUGACAUUACAGUGCAGAUAUUUGCAGCUGAUGGUUUCAGGGGAUUUUACAGGGGCUACGUGGCAUCGCUACUCACGUACAUCCCAAACAGUGCACUCUGGUGGCCUUUUUAUCAUUUUUACGCAGAGCAGCUGUCCUUGAUGGCACCCACUGACUGCCCUCACCUGAUUCUGCAGGCUGUGGCCGGACCAAUGGCAGCAGCGACCGCCUCUACCAUCACCAACCCCAUGGAUGUUGUCCGAGCAAGAGUCCAGGUGGAGGGACGAUCGUCUGUCAUCGAGACGUUCAAGCAGCUGAUGGCAGAGGAGGGCGUCUGGGGGAUGACCAAGGGUUUGUCCGCCCGCAUCAUUUCCUCCACGCCCACGUCGGUGCUCAUCGUGGUCGGAUACGAGACUCUGAAGAGACUGAGCCUGCGUGCCGAGCUGGUAGAGUCCAGACACUGGUGAGAGGCCAGAGGAGCCUCACGCUGGGCUUUUACCUCAUCACAGCCUGGCAGGAGAUAAAGACCCUGGUCUGUCUGUCAGCUCUCUGUGCAGCUGCUCCAACAUGCCUUUUUAAGAACAGUUCUUUUUUUUUUUUUUUUUAAAUGCAGGUAUGAUGAUGCAGCAGAGUGCAGGUGCUAUUGUUUGUCUUUAGGUUCACAUGGGAGUCACAGGUCAUAUAAACUUGUUUUGUUUUUCUCGCCUGUUUCUUCCGGCCUUUAUUUGUGUAAAUGAUUACUGUGAAAGCUGGAAAAUGUAAGUGAAAACAAAAUGCUGCAUUUUGCCAAAAUUAAUUUAAAAACAAUGACACCUGUUCUUUAAAGUUGAUUGGGAAAUGAAAGUAAGGCGCCUCUGAAAGGACAGUAGACAACUUGCGCCCCUUUUGGUUUAAUGGCUCCAAUUAAUUUUUUUGCCAUGAUAUGCAACAGGACAAGGAUUUUAUGCUUUUCAGUAUCAUGUAAUUGUUCUAAGCUUUUGGACCAUCGAUGAACGUCCUGAGCUUACUUUCCCAGCUGGAUCAGUUUUUAAAAUGGAGCUACCAGUACUUGGCAGUAAAUUGUAAUGUGUGUUUUAAGAGAAUAUGUGGCUAAUUCUCUUUCAAUGUGCCAAAAUCUGGAGACACAACUGCCUUGCUUCUGCUUUUUUGAGCACAUAAAAGAGCAGUGAAAAGAAAUGAAACAAUACGGGCGUCUGUAACAUCUUUGUGACGGCCCACCAGCGGAGAUAAUGAUAUGUAUUGUGCUUUAAUGUAUUUAAUUGGCUGGUCACUGGUACUGGAAAAUGAGAUGCUAAAAAGUCAGAAGCUGAUUUUUUUUUUCUUCCAAAUACCCUUGAACUGAUGAACUGUUUCAGGACAUGAUAAAUGUAUUUCUAGAGAUGUUUGUGAAACCAGGCCCAGGGUUGUGUAGUUGGAUAGAAAGUCUUUCUGUGACGUAGCUGUCCUGGUGAUUUAUUUUCCAGCAGCGUGCAGGUAUAUGAGGAAUUCUGUGUACAGUAUCGGUGAGUUACAGUAACUGGGCCAAUCUGGCAGUUGUUUCUGCAUUUUUUUUUAAAAAUAUCUCGAUGUUGCUGUAAAGUGACUGUAUGAGGCAAAGUAGAUCUUGACGCAAGAAGAAAAGAGGUGACACCGCAGGAGAGGCUUAAACCCAUUAUUACAGACCUUCUCACAAUCUAGUUUUAUAUGAGGGUGUGCGUUCUCUCUGAAGGUGGGAAUCUAGUGUUUGGGCACCUCUACCGUUGAUCAUUCUGUUGUGUUUGAUAUAUUUUUGGAUCAUAUCGAUGAUCGUUUUAUUACAGGGCAGACGCCUAUAACCACUGGGCCAUUUUGCUGUUAAGUUAAAGCUAACAAAAAGACAGUUAAAGGCAGCAGUAACACCAGCAGACUAAACUACAACUCCAAAGUUGCCUUUUUUUUUAGUGUAAGCUGUAUCAACAAAGCUAUUGUCACUGUUAGCAGGCAGAGAGGCGCACAAGUGCACCAGCGUCUACUGCCAGAGACACACCUCAGAGGUUUGACAUUCGGUGCCCUUUUCUUUUAUAAGCUGUCAAAUGUUUUGGUGUUUGCAAACAGCACUCAGUUUGUACAACACAAUAUUCACGAGAGUAAGAGCGAUGGACGUUUCCUGCACAAUUACUGGAAAUCAAAUGGACCUUUUUUGCCUGUAUGGAGAACGUUGUGUGUUAGGCGACACCUAAAACUACCGACUGCCUGCCAUGUAUGUAUUAAAGAAAUGUUAAAAGUACAGUUUGAUGUGUUUUAAACAUUGAGAACCUGUGAAUCUAUGAAAAAAAAUAAAGACUUCUG